AUGUUCAGUAACAUCGUUCCGUUAACAACGGUCGGUGCUGCACAGGUAUUAUCAGGCGCUGUAUUGCAAACAGCCGGCAACGUUUUACCAACAACAACUAUUGGAAAUAAUGAUGUAGUUAUCAUACAAGAUACGACCACUCAAGCUGAAAUAAUCAAUCAAUUACAAAAUCAAAUCACAGAAAACCAACAGAUUUUGAUCAUAACAGAUGAUCAAGGACAAGAUCAAUAUGUUAUCAUCGAUAAAGAUCAAGAUAUUAAUGCACUGUUACAAGAUGGUUCUCUUUUUUCUCACUAUCCUGAGCAGCAAGUCGCCCAGGUACCAACUAGUCUACAACAUCAAAUCUUACAAAUUGCUUCGAUGCCUACAAUUCAAACAACUCACCUACCGCCAGUUGUGUCAACACCAGUGCCGAUUCAACCCAAACCGACACUCAAACCGAUAGCACCUGCUACUAUGAAUCCAUCGAUCGUACAACAUAAACAAUCGUUUCAAAGCAAAGUCAAUGCGAAUGCUUUUCAUGUACAAAAUGUUGAAGAAUCUGUACAACGUGUAACAGCUCCACCACCAAAACGAAAACCAAUUGAAAUUCAUUACGAUCCUAAAGAGAAUUCCUUUCAGAAUGCUUUUCUAAAAUUCCUUGCCGGAGAAAAGAUGUCAUCUCUCGAAACUCUUGCCAAUGAAUCUGUUAUGCGUAAACCGAAAGAUAAUGUUUAUAUCGGUGCAGUCAAUGCUGGUAUUGUCUUAAGUUCAUUGGGUCAACCAACCGGUACCAUGGGUUAUCAAACAUAUAUGGUCAACGAUGAAUCACGUAUCGAAGAAAUUAUGGUUAUUGGUCGACCACUGUAUGAUGAUAGUAAAGGAGUUAAAAUAAAUCCUCUACUAAAAAAUCUGCCCGCAACAGCGAACAAUCAAUCGACUACAUUCCUACCUCAGACAAUAACCCUCACACCGAACGCCCAACAGCAGAAUCUAAAUGCAUUAUCCGGUUUAUUUCGCAAUGCCCAAUCAAAUGUUCUUAAUACUACUACAACGAUUACAUUACCACAACAUUUGAUUGAUCAAUUAGGUGCUGGAGCAUUGACAGUAACACAGCCGACCAGUGGCACUGAAGGCAUUGAGCCAGCUACAGCAUCAGCGGCGGCAAUACUUAGUCAGUUGAAUGAAAUGGUGCAAGGACAACAACAACAACAACAAGCCAGCCAGAGCACGGCAGCCUAUCUUUCGAAUGAUUUAUUAGCAACAGCAGAUCCUAGUCGAAUACAGAGUGAAAAGGAGAAGGCUGAUACACUUCUAGCUGCAGCUAUAUCGAAAACCAAUUUCGGUGCAACUAGUUCCAAUCUAAAUACGACGAACGAAAGCAUCUAUCAACCCACAACUACAAAUUCAUCAUCGUAUAUGAUGGAUAUUGAUCGUCCAUCUCGUGCAGCAGCUGCUCUAUACGAUCUUAAAAAUGAACAAUUACAAUUAGCCAAUGCUGCACUACAGCAACACCAACAACAAGCAGUGAACGAACGAAUUCAACAAGAUACAUCGAUAGAUGGUAAACAAUCAGACAUGUCGACUGAUACAGUAGCAGCACCAAAUCAAACAGUAACGGCAGCUGCAGGCGGACAACAAUUCACUGAAGAGGUGACAGAAAUGGGUCCAGAAAUUCCAUUCGAAAUCGGUCAAUUUCUACUGUAUAAGGGACAUUUUCUUAAUCUACUUCAUUUUCCCAUCUGGAAAGUUCAUACGAAAACUCUUUUACUAAAAUACGACACAGUACUUGCCGAUUCGGAAAUUGCUUGGGAAGCUACAGAUGAAGGAAUGUUCUAUACGAAUGUUCUGGAAGAUUAUGUUCCACUUAAAUGUGAACUAAAAGGUUUACAUAAUAACCAAGAAGUCGUUCGUAUAGCCAGUGAUUCCCAUCCAAUCAAACUCAAAAUUCAUGGCCAUAUGAGUGCAGUACGUAUUCAACAUGAUGUUUAUGCGCAAGUACUAGUUAAUCAUGUGUACGAUGCUGACGUGUUACCAAGAAUAAAAGCUAACACUGAUGAAUAUGCAACUUAUAUUCGAUUGAUCGAUGAAAUGCUUGAACAACGUUAUAACUACGUGAUACAGUCUCGACGUACGAUCGAAACGUUUCCGUAUGCUGUAGCGAAAUACCCCUUACUGGAUAUCAUCGCCCAACCGCAACGCCAAUUACACUGUCAAGUAACCGAAGAUAAAUCUCAAUCAGUUUCACAUACACUACGCUUUCAUGGAAAUCAAUAUGAUGCUGAUACCUUGAAAGCGAGCGACACUCCAUUACAAACAUUGGAAAUCUUCGUCUGUGAAAAUAUCGCUGCGUUAGCACAAACAGCGCAUCAAUUGAAGCAUCAUGUUUACCAUAUGUUUUGUCAUGCUCAACAAAAAGUUGCUGAACUGCAAACACUAAACCCGACAGCAGACGCCACUGAAUUAAUCAGUGCUAUUUGUGGCGACACAACAUGGCUACAAGAAUUAUUCGAACGGUUCGAUUCAAUAAUGCAACAAGCGGAUAAUUACAUCUUCUGUAAUGUUGAUAUAGCUUGGUAA
Messenger RNA from Adineta ricciae, 2559 nucleotides. The record is from the annotation of a GenBank genome assembly. NCBI's taxonomy places the organism in Eukaryota, Metazoa, Rotifera, Eurotatoria, Adinetida, Adinetidae.